This is a messenger RNA of Theileria equi strain WA, 4986 nucleotides long. RefSeq lists its product as hypothetical. The transcript has a single exon. Lineage: Eukaryota; Apicomplexa; Aconoidasida; Piroplasmida; Theileriidae. The record is from RefSeq and is a predicted model, not a curated record. Bases 1 to 4986 code for a protein of 1661 amino acids.
AUGACUACACUAAUUGAUAUUUCUAGGAAGUGUAAUGGAUCAUGCACGUGCUACGUAAACCAGGACAAAGAUGUAAAAGCUACAAGAAAUGAUAGUGAUGCUCAACUAGGUAAAUAUGGAUGCUGUACCCAUAUUUCCAAGGAUAAGAAGCUUGCACUGUACUGGAGAAAUAUUAAUCUUGAGACAACAAGUGGCAUUCCGUUCACCCAGCUGGAAUCUGUAACAACAUAUUAUCACAAACAUUAUGAACCAGGAACUAGUAUUAAGAGACCCCUUAUCAUAAAGGUUGAAACAAAUGCAGGAAAUACACUUUGGUAUGAAAAUGCUGAGCAUCAUGUUAAUAAAAAAUGGAGGAAAAUUGGUGAGACAAAUUAUUACAAAUCAAAUUCUGAAUUGAGGGAAACAUUGACUCAGGUUGCAUGUAGGCUGUACGGAUAUCAUCAAAUAGAUAUACACUAUAUUGGAAAAUACAGGUAUAAGUGUCUUAUUUGUGGUGAGCAUGUCACUGGAGAAAUUAAACCGAAAAAUUCUCCAGGGAGUACCACCGGAUAUACGAAAUAUACACAUGGCGAAAUAACAGAAAAGUCAAUUCUCACCCAUAAUGGUAAUAAAAUAACCUAUAAACGAAGAGGUAAUGGAGAGGUAUACUAUAUUCCCAUUCCAAUUAACGAUCCAGCAAAUAUUAAAAAUAUAUCAGCUUAUUACUGGGAAGAGGAUAAGAAGUGUGAAAACCCUCUAUUAAUAGAAAUAGGAUUAAAUAAUGGUGAUAUUCCAUUCUGGUUCGAAAAUAUUAGAGAAUUAGAUGGGGAAAAUGAUAAAUGGAGACAAUUGGGUCGACAAGAAUCUACUUCACUCUUUAGGUAUGGGAUCGAACUCCAGACAAGGUUGGAUAUUCUCAACUGUAAUAUUAAUGGAGUGGUUCACAUAAAAUUUGGAGUUACUAAAUGCCAUAGUUACAACAGUAUUAAACACAAAAAUAGGAUCGAUAGUGUAUUUACCAGGACCUUGGAAACAUCUCUUAUUUCUUCUUACGAGUACACUCCAAGUGAUGACUCCAGAAAUGAGCCAUUCGUAGUAUCUAAGUUUUUUUGUGGUGGUAUUGAGCAGAGUUUCCCAGUGGAUGCCCUUCCUCUAAGAGAAGUUAAAAACCUCAUUUACUAUAUGUCUCCUUGUGACAUCUCUAAUCCGUUUCUAGUAUAUGCAAAAUCAAAUGGUGACAACAAGUGGUUUAAAAGAACUAAUAGAGAUAUAUGGGAAAAUUGUGUAGAGUUCUCUAAUAAGACUCCUGAAAAGGCCAAUAAUGAAAUUAUAACGCUUUUUAACAAACUUAAAGCAAGUUUAGGAAUAAGUGAAUGUCUUAAUACUGUGCACAGUUAUAGCUCCGGUGUUAAACUCGAUAUUAAUGAAAUUCCAACUCGGGGGGAACGUAAUAAAAUAUACAAAGAUAGGAAUGCAUCUAUUAUUGUUACAAAGACGGAGAGAGAUCCAAAAUAUAGAUUUUUUAAGAAUACUCAUACUUCCACUAAAAUUCCCUUUGUUUUAGACUAUUAUACACAAGGUAGAGAUAGAAUAGGAGGUAAAAAGAUCCCCAAUGCCGAAAAUGUAGCUGUAUACUUUUGGGAUGGAGCUCCAACUAAUCCUAUCCUAAUUGGAGUUACCACCGAGAAUGGUCACCCCAAAACCAAGUACUACGGGAAAAGGAGUACGAAUAGUCAAUAUUGGAUGUUGGAACCUGUUGAACGUAUGAGCGAACAACAGGCGCUAGAUCACCAAAACUGUAAACUUAAUAACACCAUACCGUUCGACAUUCAAGACCCAUUAUUAUUUUCUGCGAGCAACUCUAAUUGUUUAAAUACAAAGGCACAGGUAAUAUCUAGUAAUGGUUCCAGACAAAUUGGAAAAGAUGAUAAGUAUUUGAUAGAAUACUACAAGAUUAAUAAACAUAAUGUCAAAAUUUCUAGAGCUACAUACAAGACCGAAGAUACCACCGUUAUUCCACCAAAUACACCUGUAUCGCAAAUAAAAUUAUAUUAUUGGGGUAGAGGACCAUCCGAACCUCUUAUGGUUGAGUUUAGGCAUAACAAUGGAAGAUAUUCUACCUGGUUUGAGAGAUUAACUCAUACAGGCACUGUAUGGGAACCUAUAAACGAAAAGGACUCAGAAGCCUUUUAUUCUGAAUCCCCAAAAUUAGAUGCUACUCCACAAUUCAUUAACAGGUUAGAUAAAGUAAGCUGCACAAUUAACCGCGCUGUGAACAUUGAUAUAUCCAAGAAGGAUGUUAAGUACUGCCAUAAUAAAUGCUUGAACAAAAGGAUAUACUCUAAGAGAGUCAAUAGUGAAAUUCCUAACUAUAUAAUUUACGAACACACUUCUGCAAUUAAUGGUCAGGAUAGAUUCAUGAUAUCUUCGAUAUACAACGAUACUACGAAACAAGAUAUUGGUAAUCUAGGUCUAAAUCUGUAUGAUGUAGAAAAGUUAACAGUAUUUUUUCCAACAUGUAACGAAAGAGUCCCUAUUGUGAUACGUAUUGAACAUAUGGUAGGACCUAGAAAAGAAGAGAAAUGGCUUGAAAGAAUAUCUAACGAUAGCUGGAGAGAUGUCACUAGAGACUUUAAAGGGAAAGCUGAUGAUAUAACGGCGUUAAAAAAUCUUCUAGAGUCCAUUAAGGAUACUACGCGUGUAUGUAAUCAACCUCACCUUCCUAGUCCACAGUAUAUAAAUCCUAGACUAGGAACAGCACUCACUUUGGAUAAUGAAACUAUUGAUGUUAGGCUGAAAAAUGAUAUUGGAGGUGAUGAACUAGAUUUUGGAGAUGAGGAAUAUUACGAAGUAAGCAACGAAGAUAAAUUGGAGAUUCCCACACUUUCAGCUCUAAAAAGUCCUCCGAAUGGAAUAACCAUUAACGUUAAGAAAAAACCAAGCGGUGGAGAUAGUGGAACAUACAUUCUUCCAGAUGGACAAGUUGUUAAGUUGGAAAAGUCUGAGGAUCCCAAAGGUUCUGGCUUCUGGAAGUUUACACAUACCAAGAAUGGUGAAAAGUCGUUUAAAGUUGAUAAAGUGGAGUAUGAUAACAAAAUUAUAGAUACUUCUAAAUUACCGAUUUUGGACAACAAGAUUGAGUAUCUAUCGGUAUGGUACUGGAGACACAACGGAAUGUUGAAUCCCCUUCUUAUAGAAGUUAUGAUAGAAAACGGAGAAUACAUACAUAUUAAAAACCUUGGAGAUAACAAUUGGGUUAAACAUACCAGAGAUCGUUCUGAGGAAAAAAGUCAAUUUCAAGGUGAGUCCCUCGAGAAGGAACUAGAUGACCUAAACUGUAAACAUAAUGACGCUGUAACCUUAGAUCUGUCUCACAAGAAAUCUGAAGGACUUUCUAAGAAAUAUUCCAGUAGUGAAAAUGAUAAUAGAUAUUGUUGUCUUUAUCAUAAUGGUCCUAGUUCUAAGAGGGUAUCCGUUAAGGAACAACGAGUUUAUUGUACACAAAAUAAUCACCACCCGAUUCCCGUUCCCUACUUCAAACAUGAUGUUAGUAAUGUUGAUAAAGUUAGACUUGCAAAGAUUAAGUACUACUUAAAUGGUGCCAACAAUACUGAUAGGAAGAGAGUAACUUUAAGUGAAUAUCCAUUUCCCAUAGAUGGUCCACUUACCGUCUCUGUAUUCUAUUGCAAAGAUAAGGAUCCAGUUCUAAUUUAUUUGGACUAUAAUGGUAAAAAGGAUGCUAAGGGUUGGUACAAGAAAGAUACUCUUAAUGGUGACGAUGUUCCAUGGAUUAAAGUCACUAAUGAGCUUUCCGGUAAAAGCCCAGAUGAUAUAAAAAACUGUAGUGACGAGAGAUUUAAAGCACUUGUGAAGGAACUAAGUUCGUUCGGAUGUAAAUAUGGACAGUGUCCUGAAUUUACUAAAUCCUCACUUCCGGAAAGUGUUGGCGGACCCAGUGCUACUGUACAUGAACCUCAUGCUGUUAAUGACGAUAAGUCUGGAGGAUACCUUGGUGAAGGAUAUCUAAAAACAUUAGUAAACCUUGGAAUAAUGGGAUCAGUUGUGGCCAGUGCAGUUGGUACAGAGACCUUAAGGACAACUCUUGGACUGGCUAAAGAGGUUAUUGAUGCUCUUCCUACUACUGAUAUUCAUACCGGUCAACAUGAACAAUCUCCUGAGUCAUCUGAUAACCAAUCUCAUGCUCAUGAAGAUAUAGAUACUAAAGAUGUCCCUGGUGGAAAGUUUCAGACUAGUAGUACAAUAAGUAACAACUAUGAUUGGUUACCACACUGGAAUUCUUUAACUAAAAGAUUGUCUGGAAGUCUGCUCCCUAGUCAAAUAAUAAAAUCUCAGGAUUCUAGUAAAGCUAAUCAUGAGUCUGCAUCUCCUGAUCCUCAACUUGAUACUAUCCCAUCUGUCCAAAAUACUCCAUCUGGAAGUGUGGGAGGGCAAAGUCCUGCUCUUUCUGGAGAUGGUGAUAGAGGAGCUGAUGGAGGUACUACUGGUGAAGUUCCUCAUGCUGAAUCUGGAGGUAGAGGAUCAGACUCUACUGCUCAAGGAGGAGCUGGUACUAGUGAUAGUGAAAAAGGUGACCCUGGUAAACCAGCUGAAAAGGUUGAAGUUGCUGGUGUUGCUAAAUCUACUGAAAAUCCUCAAACUUCUAGCUCAUCUAACCAAGGUUCUCAUCCCGAAGAACCUCCUAAAGAACUUGCUACUGAUCAAGGACGUGCCGAAACUCUUGCUACUUCUGGAGCUGACACUGCUACUCCUACUCAACAAACUACUCCUUCUGCUAAUCCCGCUGAUAAAGAAGCUCAACCUGGUCAAGUUUCUGCUCCUAAAGCUGGUACUGCUCCUAAAAAACCUGAAUCUCUUGUUGCUACUACUGGCGGUGUCCUUGUUGGAUAUAUCAUACCUUCUGUUUUUGGUGGAUCCGGUGCAGCUGGUCUCGCUGGGUGGAAACUGUAUAAUCGCUAUAAAGGAGACCCUUGGGUUCGACAGAUAUGA